AUGGAAUCGAAAUUAUUAGAAGAUGAAAUUAAGCCGUCGAUCAAAUCCACCGUUCAGGCUCUGCGUUUAAUUCCACUGCAGUUCUCCUCCGGAAUCGUUUUCUCGCAAUACAAACCUGAUUGUGUGGAUCCUAUGCAGAUGUUCUUCCCAAUUGAUGCUUACGCACAAACAAUUCAACUGAAUGUUGUUGGUUUCAAUAAGACCGUCAAAGUCUACGAUGGAGCUGAGUGCGAUCAAGGUUGGGAUGAAGUUCAGCAGUACUGUAUUCGUUUUGUGAUACCACCGUACACUUAUUCUGACGCCAAGCAGUUCUGUCACGACUCAGGCGGUAGUAUCAUCGAUGAUCUCAGCGAAACAAAACACAACUACUUGCUAGGUCUCAAUAGCGAUCUCGAUUUUUGGCUCGGUUUGGCUAAUCCUAACAACACUGGCUAUGUAUGGGAUGGUCCAGAUGGAACACCUCCGUUGCCGCUGUCAAAUCCAACCUAUUGGAUGGGUAAUAAACAGCCAGACUAUGACGCUACCAAGGAGUGUGUGUAUUGGAAAGCUUCAGAGAAUGCAGCCGUCAACACUUGGGCUAAACGGCCUGUCAUGGCCAGAGUGGUCUCUCGCAGCGCGAUUGGAAUAACUAACAACUUGUGA
Messenger RNA from Ostertagia ostertagi, 642 nucleotides. The record is from the annotation of a GenBank genome assembly. NCBI's taxonomy places the organism in Eukaryota, Metazoa, Nematoda, Chromadorea, Rhabditida, Trichostrongylidae.